AUUUGAUUAGCUGCAUCAAUUUAAUAGGUGCCUGGAUCCUUGUUUGAAAUUUGAAUUAGUCAUUUCGGUGUUGCUGUCCUCUGUUUUCACAAAUGGCACAGAGGAUCUUGGAACCAUUCAGAAAAUUGCCCCAUCAAUUGCAAAAUCUUGAGAUUGUUAAGCGAAUACAUGAUUACACACUUGGGAAACAUACCGAUAGUUACUCUUGUCACCAGUCGUCUGCUUACGGGUGUCUGGAGUCUCCAAGCGCUUUGGCUUUCGACGAAGUUCUUGGCUUAUUAGCUGUAGGAACAAGUAAAGGGGUAUUAAAAAUAUAUGGCUCACCGGGCAUUGUUUUCACUGUCCAACGAGAGGGUUCUCCGAUCAUUUCUCUUUUGUUUUUACCAGGUGAAGGGCGGAUUGUUUGCGCUUCAACUGACGGAACGUUAGAUCUUUUUGAACUAGAUUCUAGAUGUGGACGAUGGUCACCAACUAGCCAAGUAAAAGUUCAGCAAACGUAAGUUAACCAAUAGGAAAUUUCGUUUUUUAACAAAUGGGGAUAUAGCUGUUAGGUAUAUGCUAAAUGUCAACCUCAUUUGGAUGGAUUCAUGCUUUUGCCUAAAACUUCACUCACAGACACGGCAGCCGAACAAGGUAAUCUAUGCAUCUCAAAAACAGUAAGACAUUAGAUCGCUAAAUGUCUUUUCUAAGUAAAAUGCACCGCUUUUUACUCUUGAAAUCCGCGUACAUUUUGCUUAGUGAGGCUUGUUCCAAUGACCUGAAGUUUAUUUUGAUGGAUAUUACUUCACAAAGUUGUUCAUGGGGAGCUCAUUGGUCUUGUCGAAAGAAUUAGGCAUUUCGUAUAAACCAGUCUGGCAGGGAAUCCAAGUCACUUGACAUCCGUUUACAACUGAGUUCGUGCUUUCCACUGGGAUGCAAUAGUAAUUAAAAAAUUCGAUUUGUCAUGUUGGUUACUUGGGAACCUAGACACAAUCAUCGUUCUAUCUCACCGUGUCCAGCUUUAAAAUAGAGUUUGGUGAAGAGAUUCAUGUGGCUAAAAUUGUCUCAUUUUUUCAGCUGUUAUUUCUCACAGGUUGUGUCGUACAGUACCUUCACUUUCUAAUAUAUACGAAUGUGAAAAUGAAUGAGUUUUCAGCAUGUAGUUUGGCUAACGUAUUAGCAAGAUGUCAAACCGUAUUGACCUUCCUUGAUCUGUAUCUGCUGACAGUUGGUUCUAACGAGAAUUUAUCUUGUCAGGACGUUAAUUUGUUAGCUUUGUCGGUGUAAUACUUCCCUUAUAUUUUGUUGAAUAUAAUUUCGACUGAAAGUUAGGAAAGACGGCAUAUUAUUUUUCCGUUGCUAUCCACAAUCGUAUUGUGUGGUCUCGUCCUGUCGUUAGUGUACUUCACAGUAUGGCGUACUUGUCGGUUUUCACGUGAAUCGCCUUCAGAAUUAUCAAAAAAGACUCCAACUUAUGUUUGUUUUGUUUGAGUGCAAAUACGUACCUGUGCAUAAUAAUAUAUUGAAUACUUGCAUUGAUAAAUUAAUUUGUAUUUAUUUACAUUCACAGCGGUAAACAAGAUCUUAUUACAUGUAUUUGUCUUGGUCAUGGUGUUAUUUACAUUGGUUCUGCAAACGGUACACUGCGUCAAGUUGCGGUCAAAAAUGGUCAUAUGACACUGGGAGAUGAUACACUCACUGCAUGUACAAGUUCAAUUAUCAGCGACAGUGUCCCCGCAGACAAGCGAGAUCAACUUGGGGUAGACUCUCCCAUUAUAUCCCUUGAAUUACAACCUCAAGGUAAUCAUCUACUGAUCGCAUACGCAGGGGGCUGUGUAGCAGUGGCUAUUCCUCAGCCUAUUCCAUCAGAAAGCGUUACACAACCAGCUGCUCCGGCGGAUGUUGUCACUGCUCCUACAGCUCAGGGGGAAGUUGUUACUCCAAAUGUUGUUGAUGAGUUGGCUCCAACUAUUCCCCAAGAAACUCAGGGUGAAGCAACACCAGGUGACAAAACUGAAGUAAAUGGAGAGAAGUCUCAGCAAGUUUCAAACGACAGUGCUGUCGAGUCAACUCCUAGUACUCCUGCUAAGGGACAUUCGGAGAAGCGAUCAACCCUAAAGUUUAAGGCGUUGACACGUAGUUUGAGACCUGAUGCGUCUAAAGCAGAGGCAAGUUUCUUCAAUGUUUUGUUUAUUUAGAUUUCAAAUAUGUUUAGUUAGUGUCCGAAAUUGGGCCUAGGCCAAUCUUUUCUAAAAUCACUUGCUCACACUUCCAUUAGUUGCGAUGAUCGAGAUACGCGUUACGUAUUCUCAGGCACUCCCUACCUACUACUACUGUUAAAGUAGACUGAUGGUCAGUAUUUACAUCUGCGUCACGUUUUUGUUCGUUUGUUUAUAUUAAAAGGAUUUUUACUUGUUAGAUUUAGAGAAAUGAUUGCUUGGUUUGGUUUUAUCACGAUCCAGCACCGUUCAAAGAGCUAGGUUUAACAAUGCACUGUAUUGUUGUGUCAUUUUGGGGCGAGUGUUUAGUGUUUAUUGGUGACCUCUAAAAGAGCUUGAUGACCAAUAGUAAAUUCCAUUGUAGGGUAAUCGUAAUUUGACACUAACUUCUACAUUACUUCAUUCUUUGUGGAAUGUGAAAUUCAUGUUUUUACCUUGUAUAUACUCAUUUAGUGUGUCCUUAAGAAACCAUCAAUGCUAAAGAUUUGCUUCCUGUUAAAAUAUUCUUUAUUGUCAUUCGAUGUGAAUGAUUUUACUUAUUUACUACUGACUUGCUAUUGCAGAAAGAAGAACCAUCAUUACCUGUACCUCCAGCUCCUCGUAUCAGUCAUUUACUGCUUCGCGACCAACCAGUUGAAUGGGCCUCAUGGCGUGUUACAUCCGUGGACUCUUUAUCUACUGAAGUUGUAGUUGCUUAUGGUGAUGGUGCAUUUCAGGUUUGGCCUAUUGUUGCAGCUGUUAGUGAUCAACCGUUUGAGCCAAUCAUUGUAUCAAUGAUAGAUCCACCAAACACUCCAUAUGGUAAGCUUUUAUUACCAAUUAUUUUACAUCAGAGCUAAGGGUUUAAAAGUUCGAAGGCAAUGUUAAUCAUGUCGAUAAUCCACAUUGUGGUAGGAUUCACGAUUAAAGCUUUAUUACUUAACCAAUAUGUUAUGGCGGUAGGAUUUCUCCAUUAGUAGUUUGGGGUACACAGUCUGCUGGUUUUCCACUAACCAAGAAGAGAGUAAUGGGGGAUUAUACAUAAAAACAAUCUAACCCUCCUUACCAUAAAACUCUUCACUUUUUUGAAAAGUAAACCAAAAUCUUCACUUUCAAGAACUAAGUGCCUAGUAUCAAGCAAAUCCCCAGUCACGUAAACUAUUCCCCCUCUUAUUCAGAUGUUGAUUUCUACGAAAAGAAUUCAUGUCGUGUAUCACACUCACGCAACAAUGACGCUCUUACCAUUUUUGUCUUCAUUGUUUUCUGUCGAUAGCACUAUUGUGUCCACGGUUUUCACAAAUCCCUAAUUUUUAACCGUUACUAUCGAUUUGAGUAUGCUAAUUACGAUGCAUAGUUUUCUGGAAAUAAUCCACACUAACUACGUUUUUUUUUAUGAGGGCUUAUUUUGACAUCUAUCUCAGUUCCUUGUAUUCAGAGCCUGCAAUUAUUCAUAGGUCCAUAUCACUUUGCACCAUUUACAAUUUAAUGGUCAGAAAUGUACUAAGAUGUAAUUGGUUGCACGUUUUGUAUUUUGGACUCAUCAUUUAGUCUUCAGUUGUCCGUUUAUCACAUUACUGUUUCUCAAGCCCCACAUUAUAGACUAUUCUUUACUAUUCGUUUUUCAUGUAUUAUAUUCAGCUCUUACACUGACGGCUUGAUGGUACGGUUGAUAAUUGGAAUCAUAUACAUUUAGCUAAAAUCUUUUCCAGUUCCUUAAAAGAAGUUGUGUAGUGGAGAGGAUAUUGUCGACUCUCAUGACAUGAUUCUUAUGUACUACAGUAAUAUUCGUUCUAGAACUUUUAAUCAACUGUACCAUGUUAUUGACUUGAGAGUCCUUGAAUGAUUUCGUAUCAAUAUUCUGUCUUUUUCUAAAGGUCCUUUGCCUUGUGGCGCAAUAAAUAAAAUAUUGAUCAGUCCAUCUGCAAAGUAAGUUAAACACUUUUCCAACUUUUUUCCAAUAUGUAAGCACCGCAAUUCAAGUCGUGUUUUAUAUCCCUAAAAGGUAUAAACCAUAGGCUAUUAGAAUUAUGAAAAAAUUGUCUUGAAUAAAGAUCCGUGUAUAAAAUAGAACUAAUUCUUAUGAACUGUUCAUAACAACUGGUAAAAGGAUAAAAGGUGGAUAUGCUUUUGUUCCUGCACUCCAUUUUCCUGAUUUUAAUGUGAUAGCUUCACAUGGGUUUCAUAUCUUCCCAAUGCGAAAUUGGAUUCAAUCUGCACGACUUUGUCUUAGCUCCAAUCAUUUGAUUAUACCUGGUUUUUCAUCUGAUUUGAUAACAUUGCUAAUGGAAACUAAUGACCCUUUAGGACAACUUGGAAACCCCGAUUUGCGGUGUAUACACAAAAAUGUAAAUUUAAUAAAUUAUUUUCAACCCAUAACAUGCCGCUUAGUAUCAGCUAUGUAUCAGAAUAAACUUACUACCAAGUACAUUUUCAUGAAGCCCAUGAUACUACCUGGUUGGUAGGUGGAGUGGGGUUCGAACCUGAGACUCAGAGGCCGAAAGUUGAGCGCCUUAAUCACCAAGCCACUUUUCGACAUGUUUUAAAGUCAUGGCUCAAUGAGUCUAAAAAUUUCUAUUUACUGGUAGUAAUUUGUCUAAUACUGACAAAGUACUGUCAAUUUACCUCUUAGGGAAGGCUAUAUUCAAUCAGUGGGAUAUCAUGUGGUGCUUUUAAUUUGAACAUGUGCUCACAGUACAAUCUUGUCAAUAGAUUAAUUGUUUAUGUGGCUGAUAGUCACUUGACUAAUAUAGGCAUAUAGUGUAAGUCAUCCCGCAAAAACCACUCGGGUUUGCUUAUAGAUUUGUUUCCUAUAUUUAUACAGGUAUUCAAAUUGUGAGUGACCAAACGUUUGUCUAUCCUAUACAAAGUGUAAAGAUUUUUGAAUUGAUUUUCAUGAUAGUUUUUUAUUCAUAUUUUCAUAGUUUAUUUAACUGGAAAGGAUAGAUUUUUGCCUCCUCGUUUAUCAUAACUGUCAUAUUAGGUGUUUUAUGCCUGCUCCAUUCAGUUAACCAGUGAUAUAAAAUAUCCAAAAGGUCAAAAUGGGAGUAAUCAAUCGGUUUAUAUUAUGCGUCUUCUCCAUUUCGCAGUUAUUUAUUUCACUGUGAAUAGAGCUUGGCCAACAUUCCACAUCGCUAUUGCGUGUUCGAUUAUAGCCUCUCCCUUUGUGUAGUAGUGGGGCUUGUGUAUUGUGGUAACUCAAUGGAGCUAUAUUGACGGAAACAUUUGCUUUACAGUCUCGCUACUACUAUGCCAUGGAGGUCUACUGGAGAGGAAUAUGAUUAGAAGCAAUUGCUUACGAAAAGACCAUACGUAUCCGGUCUCAAGCAUUUGUCCUCUAGACUGAUCACACUCCCAGGUCGUCAAGACCAUCCGUAACCCAGUCUUCUCUUUUAGAUCCUUCGAGGUGUAUCUUCCCACAGCGUGAGCAGAUGAGUAGUGACAACUCCCUUCAUAUCUGUAACAGCACUGUUGUAUUUUUGACGGGGGUUGCGAAUCUUUCCAAUUUUAUAGUCAUUUUAUGUAGUGUGGACUAUAAAAAUUGGUUUAUAGUUCUAUCGUAUUGUUAGCUAAAUCAAUUUUCCAUUACUUUCUAUUUUUAUAUUUCCAAUUAGUGCCGGUUUACUAACAGUGUUUUGUGGAGGUUUACCACGUCCCCAAUUUGAGAAUCGUUAUGCAGUGUCUGUCUUACAAGAUCAUGAACAUCAUGUUUGUUAUCAGUUUGGAUCAAAGGUUAUUGAUUUUGUACUUGUACCGAGUGAAGGAAGUGUAUCAAAUGAAACGGUUUCAGGUGAAGUUGUGACUAAACCUUGUCCACCUAGUUAUUCUGCUACAUUAUUAGUGCUUACUGAACGUGAACUUGUUGCGAUUGAUUUAACUCAACCCGAUUGGCCUGUCUACGAUUCACCAUUUCUUAAUUGUAUGGAUUUCACUCCGGUUACAGCUAUAACUCACAUAGGACAGGUUCCACCAGCUCUAAUCCAUCGGCUACACCAAGCUGCUCAGAUAACUUCAGAUGAUAUUACCAACUGUUCAUGGCCAAUAUGGGGCGGGUCUCAUAAUGGUAACAAGAAAAAUUUUGCACAAAAUUCUGGAAAUGACGUUAUCGUCCUUGGACAUUCAAAUGGAUGGGUUACUUUAUGGGCAGUUGGUCGAGGAGAUACUACAAUUCAUCUGGGAACUUUACCAACUUCAUCUUUGUUUAAUUUAACUGAUUUGCAAAAUGGUCAGAAGUGUGGGAAUUCGAUAUUGGAGGAAGAAACGUGGCCACCUUUUCGUCCAGUUGGUUAUUGUUCUCGAGCACAACGUCAAUCUGUCGAGAAUUGUGAUCCACGCUUAGCUAUUACACAGUUACUUGUUUUACUGGGAAGUCCAAUUCGAUCAGGUGUUAGCGGUUCAAUUGCACCGGAUACAUUGACACUCGUUGUGGGUGGUGCUGGUGGUCAAGUGAGCCUAUGGGUCGCCGGUUCAGAAGGAUUUUUGCAUUCACCGGAACUUAGUUCUUUUGAGCCUGAUGUAUUCAGAAUAUGUGUUAGCCUCAUUGAUCAUUCAGAUGAGAAUAAAUAUAUUUGGAAAGAUGCUUUAUCUCUUCGAGUAAGUAGUCCACUUCAUUUUUCUGUUGUAUGCCAGUGUUUAAUGUAAGUGGAUAUUUGUUUAGAUCCACUAAAUGAUCUGCAAUUUUGCCCUACUAGUCAUUUCAUACUAUGAACUUGUAAAACUCCAAAGGGUUACGUUUGUUUGUAUUCAAGUGGUUGAGAUGAUAAAAAAUCCGAGCUCAUUUUCUUUAUCAAAAGCUUAUAUUUAUUGUGGAAUUAUGACUAGGUGAAUUAUUGUGUAGAGUUAAUACAAUUUAUUAACUAAUGUAAAAUUUACCUUUUUUGAAUGAAAGUUAGUACUUUGAAUAAUCCAUCUUACACCAAAUAUGCACAAGUUUUCCUAAAAUUUAUGACCCCUCGAGCUAUUAAUUAAUACUUUCCUUGUGCUCAUAGCUUGAUGAGGUGAAACAUUAUUAUUAGUAGUAAAUGGUUUCUUUAUUAUUAAUAUUCACUUAGUAUUGUAUGCUUAAAUCUUCCCAUUGAUGUUUAGGACAAGAGGUACACUUUGAAUAUUUCUCCUUCAAUGUAUUUCCAUAUGUACAAUCUAUUAUUCUAAUGGCAAUGAAAAUAGACACUUCGUUCCUUUUCAAAUCAUCAGAUGCUGUCGUAAAUUGAACACCAGGGUUAAAUUUAAAUAAACCAUUAAAUGGUUUUCUAAAUCUUGUUACUGGUUCACCGAAAAAUACACCGAUCAAUAUGAACCAAUAAAGUAGAGUGUACUGGACAGUUGUUUCUGUUCGUAUUUGGGAUCGGCAAUUCUGCAUAGGUUUAAAUUCAAGAUAUUCAUAUCACGUCGAGCUCAGUACCAAUCUUACCACUGAUUUGAAUUUUAUCGGUUCGUGUUUUUCAACCUCUUAAUUUAUCGUAUUACAUCACAAUUAAUCCUGUUGUGCAUGUUUCUGAUCAACGUUUUAUCGAUGUGUUGAGGUUUCUUUACAACAAUUUUCCUGAUUGUGAUAACUUAAUUUAGUACAACAUUUUUAUCGUUCUAAAUUUCUAUGCUAGUGAGUUGGGUAAAAUAGAACUAACACGUAACCACCCCAACUCCGUAAAUAAGAUUUUUAUCAUUUAUCCAAUACAUUGAUAUUCUUUUUAUACCUGUCGAAUGAUACAACAUUGUUUUGCAAAUUUGAUGACCUAUGCGAUCUUUAAUUUUGGAAGCAUCCUUUGCCAUUGUUCUCAAUUAAAUUGUCAUUUACUCACUUUCAUGUUAGUGUCUUGUGUACGAAUACCUUUAUUUUUAUUGCUUACAAAGGCGCUAGUCAGUUACUCACUGAGUGUAGUACAUUUGUCUAGUCCUACAAUUGUAUAUUUAUUUAAUCUGAACUAAUCACAUGUUAUUGUGUGCUGAUUACAACCACUUGUAUGAUUUAUUUUUCUUUUUAAUUUCUAGCCUACCGAAGGUGUCCCUCAUUAUUGCACACCAACUGGACUAACAUUUCAUCCAUGUCAACUUAUUCAAUUAAAUCCUCCUAGCCAGAUUACAUCUCUUGCAUUGGAGUUGUCUUGGAAUCUAUUGGCCAUCGGUUCUUCACACGGAUUUGCUUUGUUAGACUUAUUUGAUCGUUCUAUAAUCCAUGCUCAUUUCACUUACGAUUCAUCAGGUCCUGCAAAGAUUGUUAAUGCUGUUGCUAGUAAGUUAAUCGUACUGUGAUCCAAUGGUUUGUGUGAUAUGUUUGAUGUCAAAUAAUUGUUACUUGUUAGCUCCUAUUUUAUUCUUGUUUAUUUUCAGCUGUACAAAAUGUGAUAAUGGCUCGAGGAAGACAGCUUACAUCAACAAUGAGACAAUCAUUUAGACGUUUAAAACACUUUCGUACUUCAACAGCGAGCUCUGAGAAAACUUCGAGCGAACCUAUUGCACCAGCUGAUGAAAAUCAAACAACGCCGCAACAAACCGAAAAGAGUCUUGAUGAAACCUCACCUAAAGAUGAAAUUAAAGAACAAGAUCAGCCUGUUGAACCAGGUGAAAAAAAAGAAAUCCGAGAAAAUGUUGAAGCUGUAGGAGUAACAGAGCAACCAACAACUUCUGUAGAAUCUGAAGAACCGAAACAACAAUCAAUAACGGAUAAUGCUGAGGUUGAUGUUCCUCCUGAACCUAUUCAACUUAGCCAAGAGGAUAUAGUAUCAUCAGCUGUUCGUUGUCUCCUGUUUUCUGAGACGUAUGUUCAAGUGGGAGACCGUGCUCCUUCUGUCUGGGUUGGUACAGCUUCAGGUAAAGUGUUGGCUUUUAAUUUGUCAUGGAGAGGUGCUGCUGGACCCGUUAAGGCGACAUUGUCCAAGGAAUUACAAUUGCAUCAUCACUCUCCGAUUGUUUCUUUGUAUAUCAUCGAUGCAGUUGAUCAUGGACCAAUUAUGCAUAGCCAAGCUUACAGGAAUUCGUGUGUCGAAUCAGUUGAAAGUAAUGAGAAACAAGAAUCUGCUCAACCGUCAGAACCUCCUGCUGAAGUUUCGAUGGAUGGUGGUAAAGAUACUGAAAUACCUAUUCAAUCAACAUCAGCCACACAGGAUGUGCAUCAAUUACUUUUGUGCUCUGAGGAACAAGUUAAAUUGUUCAGUAUACCUUCACUUCGUCCAAUUUAUAAGCAUAAAUUUAUUGAUCGCCUUCGUAUGCUUGGUAUGUCAGUGACUUCUGGUGCUGGUUCAACUUCUAAACCAGAGAAGGAAGUGGUUGAAGAAGCAGCAGAUACAGUUGUUGGCGAGAGCGAGGUAAAUAUUUCCUUCAUUUUCGUGACCUCGUACACAAUAGUCCAUAUUAUUUAUUGCUUUAUUCUAUUUUCUGAUUUGUGAUUUCAUGUAACUCUUACCGGGUACAUAAGUUAAUGCAUUGGUUUUUGUGAGGACGGCACCCGAGUGAACUCAAGGAAGCUCAGGAAGAGUCGAAGAAAAGUCAGAAAAUUACAAAAUUCUUAACAGCUUAUUAAACCACGCCAAACCCUAUUGUCUCAUAUGGAAAGUCCCUUGCUGAAGCUAUGUUUGGACACUUCAAUUUGACCCAAAAUUCGGACUUUGAUAUCAGCAUCUUCAGGAGAUCGGGGACUACAUACAAACGCAAGACGCUUAAACUGGUCUUCUGCCAUUAUCGAUAAUUCAAAACACUCACACUCGUGAUUUACUAUACUAGCUUGUCUCACCCGCUCAUCGUUUCCAGCUUUUGCUAACUUGGUAACGAAUAUCAAACAAAGAUGACUGUUCACCAAAGAUUUGCUACAAAAUUACGUCCGCCACAUCAACUGAAAGGUCUCUCACAUUCUUGGAAUAAUUAAAUUAGUGUACCGUUCAUGUUCAGCUAUGCCAAAUUUGCGUAGUAGUACUCGGACCUUUGCGGCGUCAUCAAAUGUUUAUUGGUCGACUUCGAAUUCUUCUUCCGAACAUAGCUUCAGAAGGGGACUUCCCAUCUGGGACAAUAGGAUGGAACGUAGUUCUAUAAGCUGUUAAGAAUUACAUAAUUACCUGACUUGUCCCCUCGUUUCCCCCUUUCAGUAAUGCUCUUUUAAAUGUGUCAACGAAGCUCUCUGCUUGUCCACUUGAUUGAGGGUGAUAGGGUGGAGAACGUAUAUGUGUAAUUUCAUUAGUGCUACAGAAGUGCUUGAAUGUCGCUAAAACGAAUUGUGAGUCGUUGUCAGUCACCAAAGUCUCCGGGACACCGAAACAGCUAAAUAAUUCAGAUAACUUGCUAAAUUGUUUCACUGACUAUAGUUUGCCAUAGCAUAGUUUUGUGGCCAUUUCGUGAGUUCAUUCACUAUGACUAAAAACGUUUGUCAUCGUACUGGGGCUGCGAAAUCUGCGUGCAGCCUCUCCCAAACACUAUUAGGCUUUUCCGUUUUUGUGAUUCACACUUAUUUGGACUUUCGAAUGCUUUCAGGCACGACGAACAAUUGCGUCAUCUAGUUUCGAUAUCUUGAUCCAUUGUAGGCCAGUAAGCAUAGCUUUGAGCCAAAGAUUUCAUCAACAUCCCAUCCAAUCAUCUCUCGGAAGAACAUUCCAGAAUAUUGACGUGUAGCUUUCUGAUUGGACAAAUGCUAAAAACCACUGCAUGCGGAUUGGAUGGGUGUAAUGAUGAUUUCAUUUUUACUAAAAGCUUGAGAGUUUUGUACCAUAUUUGACAGUUUGGAAUGACAUUCCUUCUCACUUGCGAUUUAGAGGGUUUUAACGUUCGAAUGCUCAGGUAGUACGCGGUAUAGCAAGAAUCUAAUCUCUAGAUAUAACAGUUUUGGAGCCAUAUUGGGAACAGUAUCACAAUAAAUAUUAUGAUUUUUGACUGUUAUUUAUGAAUAGGUUGUAUAUGUGAACACAAGCCAGAUUAAUCCCAAACGUGUGACAGGGUUUGGCCUUCAGAAUUUUACUUCUGGGUCCGGAGAAAAUGCUAAACUCGAAUGGAAUGCUGUUGCAACGCUACUAGAUGGACAGAUUGCUGUACUGUCUUUGCCUAACCUUCGUAAAGUAUUCAAGGGUGAGUCCACUGGUUAGCACCUUUUUCACUCACUAGAUAUGUUUAUCAGCUGAACGAUAAUGGUAGAAAAAGUAAGGAAUUAUUCGGUUGAGUACAUUUUAUGGAGUGGUAAAUUCACGUCAUUAAUACAAAAGUCAACAAAGAUUCCUCAAUCGAUUGAUAUCUUUUGGUUAUAGUGUAUUUUCCGAGCUAGUUAGUCUACUUGCGAGGUUGUCAUUGUUGUUCUGGACAACAUCAUCGCUUACUUCAUUUGGUAAUGAGCGGUUUAAUUGACCCAGAGGUCAAUAGAAUAAAUUACUCGAAAGGCACAAAAUGACAUAAAGAUAAUAAAACCCUUGUACACAAGUUGGAAAUAACGUUGUCAGAACAAGCUGACUCAAAAUUUGUGGAGUAAUCAAAAUGUUCACUUCUUCUUGGAGUUGGCACUAAUAAUUUGUUGGACAACAACGAAAAUUUUGCGAUUGAAAAGAUCCUUUACCUUAGUAUAAUCGGAAAUAUCGAGUGGGAUUACAGAUCUCCAUGAUUUUUGAGUGGUUAAUGAAACUGUGCCAUCCACGAUAGAGCCUUUUUGUUUCAUUGAAAUCAUUAAUCAAUAUAAUUGAACCAUUGUUUAGAUAUAAUAUUAUGAUUAUCGUAUACGUAUUUUCCAGUUUUUAUUUAUUGAAUUAAGGUUCAUAACUAUCGGUUUACGUAAAGUUUAUUAUAAAUUCCUUUUUUAGAACGCUGUUAUCCUGGUUAUCUACCUUCAUCUACACUUCCCUGUGUUGCCACGCGUACGUAUAACACGCAUGUCUUCUGGUCUAUAGGAUGUCGUCUUUUAGUAUCCGAACUCAAUCCUAUUCCUUUGUUGAAUUCAUUCGCAACACCAGUUAGUGAUGUUAUAACAGACGAUUUUAUUGCAAUCCAUUUACCCGAAUGGGCUAGAACGGCUAGUAAAGAUGUAUCAGUCGAAAAUGAAAAUUUAAAAACAUCCAACCUGACAAACUUGGUUUCUGAACCUCUCCAGGUAUCGUUGUUUGCAUAUUAUAUAAGCAUUUUCUUUUUCCUACCUUUUCGUCAUACAUUCACUGUCUACUAAUAAUUAUUAACAUUUGUUAUUUCAGAGUACUGGGAAUAUUACCACUGACGAGAAAACAAGUGGUUGCGCACCUGUAGUAGAAGAGGAGAUUAUACCAACGAAUAAGAUGAAUGAUACUAUACUAGAGAAUGGUCAGAAUAUUGGUGAUGUUACAUUGGAUUCUAUCAAGGAAUAUUUGAAUGGCACUGAUGUAACAAUGGUUGUAAAAACAACUGAACUGUCUACUGAAAAGCGUACUCUUGUAGAAGGUGGAAAAAUUACAACUACCGUUCAUGAAGUAGAGAAGGUUGAUGGAAAAAUUACAAAAGACGAUGUUGUUAAGUUUGUCGCUGAUGGUGAACCGGAGGUGGUGAGUAUUACAGGUCAGUUUCAUACAACAUGUUAACUUAUUGAUUUAAUACUAUUGAUGGGGUUAGAAAAUUGUGCUUGUGGUUUUAAAAUCUCUUUAAUUUUCUUGUUGUAGUAUCUUAGGUCAUAGCGAUUGAUAAUGGUGUUUCUGAAGUAUUUUCUGUUUUCAUACCCAGCAUCUUGUUUUUAUUAAAUUUCGAGCAUUGAAUUACCGGUAUUAUUUUCAUAAAUUUACAGUGAACGAACUACAACUUUAAACAAAUGAUCGUCAAGUUAUAUGUGGUGAUAAAUUGUACAUAAUUUAAAUUCUGUCACAUCGUUUACACUGUUUAUGAUGUUCAAGCUUUGAGAAUUUAAUGGUCGAAUGUGAAGCAAUUAUCUAUCCAUCACAGGCUUGGUGUAAAUAAGACGUCAAGUGUUCGUACUCUGGACCGAAUGUUCUGCGUUCGAUUCACGGUUUUUGGGAUCGUGGUUACACACUGUUAAGAAGUCCCACAUUAGAACGAGACAACCGUCCAGUGUUUUCAGGUUUAUAUUGAUGGUCUAGCUAAGAUAUUAGUUCGUGGUUUAAACCACAAAAAGUUUUCUAAAUGUUUCACUGCCGAAUUUUAAAUCACUUUAUUGUUUAUACUGGGGUGUAAUCUACUAUUUAGUUUAUUGUUUAAAUUUUCCUAGAAAAAGCAGAUUGUUAAGAUUUGUAUGGUCACAAUAUAGUUUUUCCAUACAUUGAGAUCUAAUAUUCUCUGUCUAUUACAGUCGAUGGAACCUUGUCUAGAUUUAAUAAUUUUUUUGUUUGCCAACUACAUAUAUUGAUUCCUUAAGACACUAUUCAAUGGAAUCCAUCUAAACUUUGUUAAUUAUUCAACCACUCUACUGUGUUGUCCUUUGGGUUCAUACAGGAAGUCAAUCAGUAACAACGUAGAACUUCGUACGUACGUACAUCAGGUCGAGUUGCCAUACCACAUUAGCACAGAGAUGCAGUGGUCGAUUCAAAUCCCAUAGUGAUAGAGGUAGUAAGAGUAUAAGCAGUAAUCGGGAAGAUUAGGGUUUGGAGAUGUUAUUUAAAGAGUAUAAUACAGUGAAAUAAAUUUGGGAAGAGAAAAAAGAGACAAGGAGGAAUCAGGAGAUUAAAAUUUGGAAGAACACAAAGAGUGUAUGCACCUGCACCAUUGCAAACGAUUUUGAGCCAUGUCAUUCAGGGUCUCUAACCAUCGGUUGCUAUCAUCCCGCGGUCCCCAACCAGGUAGUCUACACCUACCAACAUGACUCAUUCCACUUGUCAGUGACUUCAUGAACUUGUGCCAUGUUUUGGUCUGGCCGCCCCUAGCUUUCUUCCAACCUACUCCUAUACCACUGAACUUCGCUCGUCGAGGCAGUCGGUCGUUGGGUAUACGUAACACGUGUCCCAGCCAUCUCAACUGAUGAAGUUUCACCACUUGAUCAAUUGAUUUGCCAUCCUUACCUAGUACCCGUUUCCUAACAACUGUGUUACUUACUCGAUGGUCCCAGGAUAUACGAGCAAUGUUUCGAAGACACUUAUGAUCAAAUACUAGUAACCUACGAAUAUCCUCUACUCUUACCGGCCACGUUUCACUGCCAUAAAAUAGGACGGAACGAACUGCUGUGCAGUAAACACGUCCUUUGAUUGAUAGACGGAUAUCUCGCCUAUGCCAUAAAUGACGCAAGUUGGCAAAAGCUAGUCGAGCCUUCUGUAUCCGUGCUGAGAUUUCGUCACACACCAAACCACAAGGGCUGAUGAGACUUCCAAGAUAAGUGAAGUGGUCGACACGCUUAACUACUUCACUCCCUAUCAUUAGUUCGGGUGUCGAUGCAGCCCAAUCCUGAAGCAACAUUUUGCAUUUCGAGAGGGAGAAUCGCAUCCCGAACAUGCAUUGUUGCUUAGAGUGGUCAGAAGCCUCUGCAUUUUGUCAGCGUCUUCACCAAAUAGAACUAUGUCAUCGUUCAUAUUCCAAGUCAACAGGAAACUGAAAAUGUAAGACCGAUUGUGAAUUUAUAAAUAGUAUGUUUAGAACCAACAAAGUAUAUACUUGUGAAUAUAAGUAGCGUAUAAGUAAACUAUAUUCACUUUUUACAUUACACCAAAAAUAAAAUAAAUCCAAACUACUUGGUUGGGGUUCGCCUAAUUAUUGUAAUAAAUAAUGGUUGAAGAUGUUGGAUCACUUGACUAAGAAUCAGUCGCAGAGAUGCAAAUACCAUUCCCCCCCUUUAUUUUCUCGAUCUUUCUACUUUUCAUUCUUCUUGAAUCAUUUUUUUUACUACCAUUGAUACAGUUAUUAUUUCGAACAUUCUCUAUGUUUCAUGUUAUGCUAUAGCAGUUUGGACUUAUUUUUUUAAAGUUCUAUAUUGUUCAUAACUGACUGAAUUUUUUCUUAUAAAAAAAGCCAUCCCACUAAUCUGAACUUGAAAUGAAAAGUGUUUUUUUCCUCUGAAUUUAUAUUCCAGUGUUCGUGUUUGUUAUCUGGUAUUUUGAUUGUUAAUACUGGGUUGAUGUAUGUUAUUAAUUUGAAAGUUUUUCUUUUCUAUUGUUCAUUUUAGGCACUGUUUAACUAAAGCAAAUUAUCGGUCGAUCACAAUUGCCACUGGAAUAUAAUACUUUAUCUUUGUCUAAUUCAAUUUAAUAUUAUUUACUAUGUUAUCAUGACAUUAUUUUACCAUUGUUGAUUCUCAUUUUCCUCUUCUGCUUAAAUUGACUCGUCUUAUACCCAUGUGUUUGUCCCCCGUGUAUCUCGUGUUGCCUCCCUUCGCAAUUAUCGCUUCUCAAACUGAUGAUGAUGAUUAACGGUGCUUUUGUGUCCUAGUCGGUACAAUUUACCGGUGGUCAUUAUUUUUCUUGUUUUAUUGCGUGUUGUUUUUGGUCUUUUGUGCCUUUAUUUUUAAUCAAAGUAAAUUUUCUCUCUUCGCUUAUCCUUUUUGUCAUUUUUCGCCUUUUUUAAAAUUUCUCUUAUAUAUGCUGUUCUAUUGUUUGAUGUCUUUUCAUCAACUGUAUGAACCGUUUCUCGUUUCUUUCUUGUUAUUACUGACAUGUUUAUGCAUUCACAUACAAUUACAACACAUAACUUGACAGCCUAUCUGCUCCCGAUUUUUGCUAGUCAUAACUGCCGUGUUGUGUCAAUGUAUAUCACACUUAACAUGUUUUUCAGCUUUGUGUUAAAGUCUGUUCUAGAUCAUGUGUUUGAUGUGCUGACUGGUGUACGCUCAGUUAUCUUAAAAUCUUUAUUCUACCCUUUAAAUAUACUGAAAUCUAUUCUCUAAACGUGGAAAAUUUCAUUAGUAUUUUAUCCCGUUUUUAUCCAGUUACGCAACAUCUACAUCUUUGUUUGUGUGUUUUGUGUACUCUGGUAACAAUGUUUGUACAUGUAUACCAGCUCAUAUGCUCCUGUUUGUAUAACUUGUUUUGUAUACUGUUGACCAUCAUCAGCACUACUUCUGUAUGCUCUAUGCACAUCAUAAUUAUUUGUUUCUGUUUAACUGAUCUCUUGGUAUAAAAACAGCACACGUACAUAUGUCCACACGCAGUCAUUAUCAAUCGCACAUAUAUGCUACACCAGAUACUACUUACUACCUAAUAUGGUGCAUAUAUACGCUUAUAAAUAUGGCACAUACAUGUUAACGGUAAUAAUGACCAACCCUAACAAUGUUAACAAAAUUUACAUGUUUUACAAGUUUCUGUUUUGUUUUGCUUCUUUUAAUCGUUAAAUGUUUCUCAUUUUGUUGUUUUUAUUUCACUCUAAUCAUGAUAAGUUGCUGGCAAAUGUGAACGUAUAUUCCUUUUAUUAUCACUACUCAAUAUUACUAUUAUCUUAUUGUUAUUAUAUCUAAAUGCGAAUAAACAUUUUUCUGUCAUAUGUGUUUAUCGUUUUCAGGUCAUUUGGGUACUUGCACAAAUUGACUUGUAGGGUAUUUGACUUCUACAUAAAUGUUCAGCUCAAUAUUGAAUUUAAACCAUAGUUUUUGGAUGUCCGUCUGUUUAUCCCUUGGACCAGUG
This is a messenger RNA of Schistosoma haematobium, 16651 nucleotides long. It is a transcript of the gene STXBP6, whose product is annotated as Syntaxin-binding protein 6. Gene Ontology annotation, biological process: establishment of spindle orientation; cortical actin cytoskeleton organization; regulation of Notch signaling pathway. Gene Ontology annotation, cellular component: cytoplasm; plasma membrane; cortical actin cytoskeleton. The record is from RefSeq and is a predicted model, not a curated record. Bases 8519 to 9556 code for a protein of 345 amino acids. The transcript has 11 exons. Gene Ontology annotation, molecular function: GTPase activator activity; syntaxin binding; myosin II binding. NCBI's taxonomy places the organism in Eukaryota, Metazoa, Platyhelminthes, Trematoda, Strigeidida, Schistosomatidae.